AUGGCGGCGGCGUCCAUCGAGAAGAUGGAGUGCUGCAGCAUUGGAACGUCGGCGGCAGCGCCACCGAAAGACGAGACGUCAUGGGAGUACCACCUGCGGAAGUACCUCGCGCUGCUGGCCACGCUGGUGGCCACCUCUACCUACGCGGCAGGGCUGAGCCCGCCGGGUGGAGUCUGGCAGGAGAACGAGGAUAGGGGCGAUGGGUACAAGGCCGGCGAGCCGAUUCUGUACCACUCUCCCCGGUACCUCGCCUUCUUCUACUUCAAUGCGACCGCCUUCGCGGCCUCGCUCGUCGUCAACCUCCUCCUCCUUGUCCUGAACGAGAAGCGGACGAUCUCUCUCGCCGUCCUCCGGUCCGUCAUGGUGCUGGACCUGCUCGCCCUCAUGGGGGCCUUCGCCACCGGGAGCUGCGAGGACCCGCCGACCACCGCCUACGUCUCCACGCUCGUGGUCGCUCUCGCCGCCUAUGUUGGCAUCCAAAUCCUCCUAGCUUGGUACGACAAGCAGGAGACCUCGCAGUCGCAGGAGGAGGAAGGCCCCGACGAAGCGCUCAAGAUCAAGGAGCAUCGCAAGGAGCUGCUUGUGCUGGCGACGUUCGCCACGGGCAUCUCGUACGCCGCCGGCCUGAGCCCGCCCGGCGGCUUCCGCAACGAUACCGAGGGAGACAACCAGGCCGGAGAUCCCAUGCUGAAGGCCAGACAGUCCGCGCGCCUGAUGGCCUUCUUCUACUUCAACACCACGGCGUUCGUGGCGUCGCUACUCGUCAUCGUGCUUCUCCUCGGCCGGAAGAUGCAGAGGUACUACGCCAAGUUGCAGCUGUACGGAUUUAUCUUCGUCGUGCUGCUCGGACUUCUGGGCGCCUACGUCGCCGGGAGCUCCUGGAAGGCGGACACGGCCGCCUACGUGGUCGUUCUUGUCGCCGCUGUCCCCGUGUACAUCUUCCUCGUGAUUUUCGCCAAGGUGCUUGUCUCGGGUCCUCCCGAGAGCAGCCCCUCGCCGGCGCGCGUGUUGUUAGGUGGCGGCGGCAGGCAAGGGAGCCGCCACGCCGACGAGGCGAACACAAGCAACAAGAACAAGAACGAAGGCAUCGAGAAGGCCAAAUCUCUGAUUCUGCUGCUCGCCACUCUCGCCGCGACCAUUACUUACCAAGCGGGAAUGAACCCGCCCGGCGGCGUCUGGCCGAGUGACGCUCUGAAGACGGAGCCACCCCACAAGGCCGGCGACCCGAUCCUCCUGUCGACGCACGAGGCCCGCUACAAGGUGUUCUUCUACUGCAACUCCACCGCGUUCGUGGCGUCCUUGGUGGUCAUCCUCAUGGUCCAUAACAAGGGCCUGGUAAGAGGACACGCGCUGGAGGUGGCCAUGAUACUAGACCUGUUCGGCCUCAUCGGUGCUUACGCCGCCGGGAGUUGCCGGGACGUAAGCACUUCCAUCUACGUCAUGGCACUGGCGGGCGCCGUCCUGGUCUACGUCGUGAUCCACGUCGUCUUCUUCACGCUGGACAACCAUGACCUGAGCGAAGAGGAGAAGAGGAGGAUCGACAAACGGCGCAAGCGGCUGCUGCUCCUCGCCAUCCUCGUGGCUACCAUCACCUACCAGGCCGGCCUCACCCCACCGGGCGGCUUCUGGACUAAGGACGGCAAGAUCCAAGACGGCGACAAGGUCCACAACUACUAUGCGGGUUCCGCGAUUCUCCAAGACGGCAGCGGCGAGUACCGGAGGAGGUAUUUGGCCUUCUUCUACUGCAACUCCACGAGCUUCAUGGCGUCCGUGGCGCUCAUUAUCAUGCUCGUGAACCCCAACCUGUACCGGCCGGGCAUACGGUGCUACGCGCUCUACGUCUGCAUGGUCGUCGCGCUGUUCGGCCUGAUGGGCGCCUACGCCGCCGGGAGCGCGCGGGAGCUGCGGACGUCCAUCUACGUCUUCGUGCUCGUCGGCGCGGUGGUCGCCUUCAUCCUCAUCCAGCUGCUCGUCUUCUUCGAAUUCUGCAAUUUUUGUGGCGCUUCCUCCUCUGGAUCAACCUCCGGCGGCAGCAGCAAAGCGAACGACUCAUUGUCCUCUCGGCGGUCACAAUCGCCCGACCGCAGCAGUUCCAGUUCCAGUUCCAGUUCCAGUUCCAGUUCGACUUCGAGCCGGCGGAAGUACCUGAUGCUGCUGGCGAUCCUGGCGGCGAGCGUCACAUACCAGGCCGGGCUCACCCCGCCGGGCGGCACUUGGGAGAAAUCGGUGCCGGAUUUGCACAUCAUGGAAGGGAACCCGGUACUGCGUGUGACCGACCGCGCCCGGUACCGAGCUUUCUUCUACUGCAACUCUGCCUCGUUCGCGGCGUCGGUGGUCGUCAUCGUCCUGCUGCUGCAGGAGUCUCUGCAGGACCGCCGCGGCCUGCUAAUCUACGCCAUGAACACGGCGAUCGUGCUGGACCUGCUGGGACUUCUGGGCGCGUACGCCGCCGGGAGCAGCCGUAAGUGGGACAUGUCCGGGUACGUCAUCGCGCUGACCGCCGCCGUGCUCGCCUACGUCGCCGUUAACCUCAUGAUCGGCCGGAGGGGACGAGGGAGAGUCAGCAGUAUCCCGCUGCAGCUCCCUGAAGCUCGUGCCCAGCCGAAAAGAACGGCGAGGUGUUGGUCAUCCCCGUGCUGA
Messenger RNA from Lolium rigidum, 2640 nucleotides. RefSeq lists its product as uncharacterized. Bases 1 to 2640 code for a protein of 879 amino acids. The record is from RefSeq and is a predicted model, not a curated record. NCBI's taxonomy places the organism in Eukaryota, Viridiplantae, Streptophyta, Magnoliopsida, Poales, Poaceae. The transcript has a single exon.